AUGUUUUCUCCAAGCAAAAGAGCAUAGUUUACAGAUUAAAUGGCCUAUAAUAUGGAAAGAAUGGCUAACAAACCACAUAGAAAAAUGUUUAUUUAAGAGUCUGCAGAAACAAAUAAAAUUGGUGAUCCUCUCUUUCGAUUAGAUUAAUAGGAUUUGAAGUGGAAGGAUAAAAGAAAUUAGUUUUAGGCCAGAUAAGAAUCAUACAUCAGAUAAUUUUCUCCUUAGAAGCGCUCUAAAUCACAACUAUAAUAUGAUAACUAAUUAUCGGACUUCGUAUCUCCUAUUGAUAGAGAUUUUUAACGCAGUCAUAGAGAUAUACACCAUUUCCCUAAAAAGAAAAUAGUGAGGGAUAGACUUAAUGAGAGCUGUCAAAAUAUAUUUGCUCCCUCCUCUUCCCAAAACAUGAAAAAUAGUCUAAAUAACAAUAAUGGAAAAAAUAACAACUUGAACUUGAGUGUUCAAUUCUGGAACAAACCUAUGCGCAGUGCUUCUCAUCUACGUAAUCGCUCUAGCUCAAUAAUGGUAGAUUCUUUCUGCUAAGACAAAGAUAUUUCUCCUAGAGAAGAGUAUAACAGGACUAGCUAAUCUUAGAUGAGUAUAAACCCUAAUUACGCUCAGAGGUAUAAAAAUACAAAUAUUAUUUUAGGAGUAAGUGAUUCCUCACCUCAGCCAAAUGAAAGAGGUAUUAGAACUUAUCAUGACUAAUUCCCAGUAGAAACAAAUAUUUUGCAUUUGACUGGUAAAACAAGUGCUACAGGCUUUACCCAUAACAUUAGUUACUAAAUAGCAGACAGAUCUAGAGAAAAUUCUCAAACAAAUGCUCGCGUGUUUAAUGUCGGAAGUGAAAUAACUCCUAGCUUUCAUAAAAAAGGUAUUAAAACCUUUUUCCAAACUCCAUCAGAAGGAGCUAAAGGUCUUCCAAACCCAGUGACAGGAAAUAAUAUGAAAAAAGAGAAACCUAUUGGCAUUCGCAUAGUAAACACUUCUUCUAAAAAGUAAAACUUGUUUGACUCAAUUUACAAUUCUACAAAUGAGUUUUCACCAGAAAAAAACAUAGGAAUAAAGUGUAAAAUAAACACAAACUAAAAAAAGAGUAACCCAAUUGUUAUGUUUGAUCCUUCUGAUCCAAACCAACAACCAAUUUCAGCAAGACAUGGCAAAAAGACAUAUGCCUUUUAAAAAUCCCCUAGUCCAGUUAAGUACCUUCUACAGUAAUCUUAGCUUUAAGAAACUCCUAACAAAUGUAACAAUGAAACCCUCAAUAAUUCUGUGAAUCUGAAUAAUUCCAUUUUAGCAAAUAACUCAAUCAACAAUAUAAUAAGCAACUCAAAUAAUAAAAAUAAUAUUUCAAACAAUCCCAAUUAAAACCAAAAUUUAAAUCAAUCAAGUAUUAUUGCUCAUAAUUAGGAAGCUGAAACAAAUUAGAACGGAUAGGUCUAAAACCAAUAGUAAUAACAACGCAUACAUAAGAAAUUGGUUGAUGUCUACCCUAAAUCUAACCAGCCAUCUCAUUUUAAUUAUUUGGCCUAUUUAAAUUCUACUUCUUACUAAGAAAAAUACAAAGAGACUUAAGAAAAAAAUUCAAAAGGGUACUUUGGACAGCGUAACAAGAGUCCUAACAUGAAAGAAGUAAUGUAUUCAGUUUCCUCAGUAAAGGGUAGUACUUUACAAAUAACAAAUAAACUCAAUGUAAAUACUAAUAAUCCUAAUAAUCAAGUAAACUUAAAUAGCUCAGUUAUAUAACAAUAAAAAGAAGAAAACAACGAAUCUGUAAUUCUAACUAAUAGAAACCAGUCUAUCUAAUAGCAAGAAAAUAUAAGUGGCACUCCUGUUAGAAGAUCUUCAUAAAAAUCAACAUAAUAAUUAUCACAAUAAACCUAAAACCAGUCUCAACAAAUAUAGCAGAAUUAAAUGCAUUCAAACUCACAACAAAUGUCAUCAACUUAAAAAAAUCCUAAAAAAUAUUAUCCUGAAAAAACAAUGAGUGUGCAAUAAUCUUAAAACUUAAAUCUUUCUUAAGUUAAGCAAGCAGUUAAGAUGGGAGAAAUUUAAGGAGUUAAAAAAAUAUAUGAUUUUGAGAGCUUCAAAAACAAAUACAGAUGA
This is a messenger RNA of Tetrahymena thermophila SB210, 2103 nucleotides long. RefSeq lists its product as hypothetical. The record is from RefSeq and is a predicted model, not a curated record. Lineage: Eukaryota; Ciliophora; Oligohymenophorea; Hymenostomatida; Tetrahymenidae. The transcript has a single exon.